AACAAAUAAAUCUGAAGUAUCCAUUUUCAUCAGCCGCCACAAUCACAUCCUGCUGUUCUUGCUUUCGUGCUUCAACAUCAUCAAUGGCUUCCUCUAUUGUUGCUCCGUCUUCCACCUCCUUCUUCAACACCAAGAAGGAUCUUGCUCUCUCUGCUUUCUCUUCCUCUUCCUCUUCCUCUUCUUCCCAACGAUGCCAGAAGCCAGCUCCCAGGAGAAUCUCUUGUUCCGUUGCGGCGCCUCAGCAAUUGCAGCGCCAACCUUCUACCACUGGAUCAGUGAAGACUGCGAUGACCAUGACAGAGAAGAUAUUGGCCAGAGCUUCUGAGAAGGCCCACCUGACCCCUGGGGACAAUGUUUGGGUCAAUGUUGAUAUUUUGAUGACACAUGAUGUGUGUGGCCCUGGCUCUAUUGGGAUUUUCAAGAGAGAGUUUGGUCAGGAUGCCAAGGUUUGGGACCGUGAAAAGGUUGUAAUAAUACCUGAUCACUACAUAUUCACAAGUGAUGAACGUGCCAAUCGCAAUGUAGACAUAUUAAGAGAUUUCUGCCAUGAGCAGAAUAUCAAGUACUUCUAUGAUAUUAAGGAUCUUAGUAAUUUUAAGGUAAAUCCAGACUACAAAGGUGUUUGCCACAUUGCCCUUGCUCAGGAAGGUCAUUGCAGGCCAGGAGAGGUUCUCUUAGGUACUGAUUCUCACACUUGUACUGCUGGAGCAUUUGGUCAAUUCGCUACAGGGAUUGGUAAUACCGAUGCAGGUUUCGUGUUGGGAGCAGGGAAGCUUUUGCUUAAGGUGCCUCCAACUCUGAGAUUUGUAAUGGAUGGAGAAAUGCCCAAUUAUUUGCUUGCAAAGGAUUUAAUUCUGCAAAUUAUUGGUGAAAUAAGUGUAGCUGGUGCAACAUAUAAAUCUAUGGAGUUUGUUGGCACCACUGUUGAAAGUUUAACUAUGGAAGAACGGAUGACUUUGUGCAACAUGGUUGUUGAAGCUGGAGGAAAGAAUGGUGUUGUUCCUGCUGAUAGCACUACAUAUAAAUAUCUUGAGGGUAAGACAUCAGUAGCCUAUGAACCGGUUUAUAGUGACCAGCAAGCAAGAUUCCUUUCUGAGUAUAGAUUUGAUGUCUCAAAAUUGGAACCACUGGUGGCAAAGCCUCAUUCACCAGAUAACCGUGCUUUGGCAAGAGAGUGCAAGGAUGUGAAGAUUGACAGAGUAUACAUAGGAUCUUGUACAGGUGGAAAAACAGAGGAUUUUAUGGCUGCAGCAAAAAUUUUUCUAGCAUCAGGUAAAACGGUCAAAGUUCCCACAUUUCUUGUACCUGCAACACAGAAGGUUUGGAUGGACGUAUACAGCCUUCCGGUCCCUGGAUCUGGUGGUAAGACUUGCUCACAGAUAUUUGAAGAAGCUGGGUGUGACACACCAGCUAGUCCUAGUUGUGGUGCUUGUUUGGGUGGCCCAAAAGAUACAUAUGCACGCAUGAAUGAACCUAAGGUUUGUGUUUCCACUACAAAUAGGAACUUCCCGGGCCGAAUGGGCCACAAGGAAGGUGAAAUAUAUUUGGCUUCACCAUAUACAGCUGCGGCAUCUGCAUUGACUGGUUACGUUACUGAUCCAAGAGAGUUCUUGCAGUAGGAUAUUACUGCAAUAUCUACGUUGUAUUAUAUACCUUGCUGGAUUUUGUAUUACUGCCAUAAAUCAGAACUGUAAGCUAUUAAAUUUUACCAUUUUUGUUCUCCAGAAGAAUUUGUGACCAUUAGUAGAUUGAUGCUCUUGGAUUUAGUCACUAAAAGAAGUUUAGUUAUAAUAAGCCAACUGAAUUAUCCAA
Messenger RNA from Lotus japonicus, 1812 nucleotides. RefSeq names its product 3-isopropylmalate dehydratase large subunit, chloroplastic-like. Bases 84 to 1619 code for a protein of 511 amino acids. The transcript is spliced from 14 exons. The record is from RefSeq and is a predicted model, not a curated record. NCBI's taxonomy places the organism in Eukaryota, Viridiplantae, Streptophyta, Magnoliopsida, Fabales, Fabaceae. Gene Ontology annotation, molecular function: 4 iron, 4 sulfur cluster binding; 3-isopropylmalate dehydratase activity. Gene Ontology annotation, biological process: amino acid biosynthetic process.